AUGGCGUCCGAGUCGAGACUUUAUACCUUCUCGCAGGAGACUAAGGACCACCUGCGCAAGUUCCGUCUCGGAACCUCGCGGUCGAACGACCCUCAAGCUGUUAUCUACUACAUCGACAAGAACACGCACGAGAUCAAGCAGGAUGACGACAAGGUCGUGUACAAGACGCUCGAGGAGAUCGGAGACGACCUACCAGACCACAGCCCGCGGUUCGUUCUGCUGAGCUACCCGCUUACGCUGCCCUCCGGCCGCCUGUCGGUGCCCUACGUACUGCUCUACUAUCUCCCCAUCACCUGCAACAGCGAGAUCCGCAUGCUCUACGCCGGCGCCAAGGAGCUGAUGCGGAACACGAGCGAGGUCGGUCGUGUGAUUGACAUACAAGACGUCGAGGACUUGGAGGAGAUACCAGAGAAGCUGGGCGCUGCAUGA
Molecule: messenger RNA, 429 nt
Organism: Colletotrichum truncatum
Lineage: Eukaryota; Fungi; Ascomycota; Sordariomycetes; Glomerellales; Glomerellaceae
Product: GMF family protein
Biological process (GO): negative regulation of Arp2/3 complex-mediated actin nucleation; actin filament debranching
Cellular component (GO): actin cortical patch
Molecular function (GO): actin binding; Arp2/3 complex binding
Source: RefSeq, a predicted model, not a curated record